Entrophospora candida is the source of this 200-nucleotide messenger RNA. NCBI's taxonomy places the organism in Eukaryota, Fungi, Glomeromycota, Glomeromycetes, Entrophosporales, Entrophosporaceae. The record is from the annotation of a GenBank genome assembly.
AAGCCGAAAAUACAAUAAAAGAAAUAAAAAAAUAUGAAAGUGAACUUGAUGAUUUAAGAUGUACAUUGAAUUCAUUAAUAACCGAAAACGAAGAAUUUGCGGCCGAGUUUGAAGAAUUGAACAAUCAAUGUAACGAAAUCAAGGAACUUCAAGAAGAAUUAGCUAAAGAAAAAAAGUCAAAAUCAACAGUUGGUAAAUGA